This is a messenger RNA of Racocetra persica, 189 nucleotides long. Lineage: Eukaryota; Fungi; Glomeromycota; Glomeromycetes; Diversisporales; Gigasporaceae. The record is from the annotation of a GenBank genome assembly.
AAUUAUCCAACGUUGUUGGUAUACCUAAACAUGAUGGAGCAGCAGUAUUUGCCGGUCCAAACAAAGACAUCAUUUUCUUGUUUGGAGGAGAAUUCGAGAAUGCAAGGACACAGUCGCCUAGACGUGCUUUCCUUCAUUCAGUUACCGAUGUUACAGAUAAUAUGUAUUUCUUCGGUGGUGCAUAUGGUA